AUGGCACACAAUAAAGUAGCUGUUGUUACUGGUGCUGCAAAAGGAAUAGGCCGGGGAAUCAGCCUGCGGCUCGCACGCGAUGGGUAUGACCUGUCCGUGAAUGACCUCGAGUCGAAUUUGGCAUCACUGGGAGAACUAUGCACAUUUGUUAAGGAGAAAUUUGGUACAAAGGCUGUAGCUAUUACAGGCGAUAUUUCGAAAGAGGACGAUGUGAAGAGACUUGUACAAGGCACCGUUGAACUGUUUGGGAGCAUGGACGUAAUGAUAGCAAACGCAGGAAUUUGCCAAGUCAAAUCGAUUCUGGAGACCACUACAAAAGAUUGGGACGAAGUUCUUGCAGUCAAUAGUAGGGGUACAUUUUUGUGUUACAAAUACGCAGCAGAGCAAUUCAUAAAACAAGGACACGGUGGGAGAAUCAUCGGCGCAUCUUCCAUUGCAGGAAAGCGAGGGCUUCCGCAUUCUUGUGCCUACUCAGCUAGCAAGUUUGCAAUCAGCUCCCUAACCCAGAUUGCAGCUCGUGAAUGGGGAAAACAUGGCAUUAUUGUAAAUGCAUAUGCUCCAGGACCGAUCGAGACAGACAUGAGUGAGUUCAAAGAGAAGUUUGGAAUAAGCAUUGACUUCACCGUCUCUACUACCGUGUUAGGAUACAACGGGACGCCAGAUGAUAUUGCGGGGCUAGUAUCGUAUUUGGUGUCUGAUAACGGGCGAUUCAUAACUGGACAGGUUAUAACCAUUGACGGCGGCGUCAUUUUCCAGUAA
Messenger RNA from Psilocybe cubensis, 759 nucleotides. RefSeq names its product Short-chain dehydrogenase. Lineage: Eukaryota; Fungi; Basidiomycota; Agaricomycetes; Agaricales; Agrocybaceae. The record is from RefSeq and is a predicted model, not a curated record. The transcript is spliced from 6 exons. The coding region runs from base 1 to 759 and encodes 252 amino acids. Gene Ontology annotation, molecular function: oxidoreductase activity, acting on the CH-OH group of donors, NAD or NADP as acceptor.